This is a messenger RNA of Aedes albopictus (Asian tiger mosquito), 2961 nucleotides long. It is a transcript of the gene Sec5, whose product is annotated as exocyst complex component 2. The transcript has 6 exons. NCBI's taxonomy places the organism in Eukaryota, Metazoa, Arthropoda, Insecta, Diptera, Culicidae. The coding region runs from base 14 to 2710 and encodes 898 amino acids. Gene Ontology annotation, cellular component: exocyst. Gene Ontology annotation, biological process: Golgi to plasma membrane transport; exocytosis. The record is from RefSeq and is a predicted model, not a curated record.
AGUGCACUCAGCAAUGGUCAACCCCAACCGCCCGGUCGUGACGGGGCUCUCGCCGAAGGAGGGCCCUCCCGGAACGCGAGUCACCAUUCGGGGCGAAUUCCUCGGGUCCAAAGCGUCCGAUCUGGUGGGACUGACCAUCUGUGGCUGUGAUUGCCUGCUGUCGGCCGAGUGGAAGUCCGAUAAGAAAAUUAUUGCUCGGACCGGUGCCGCCAAGGGCAAAGGGGACAUCAUUGUGACGACGCGGAUGGGAGGCGUCGGGACGAGCACGGUGCAGUUCCGGGCGUAUUAUGAGACGAUUGGUCCGAUGAAGGAGUCGGCGGUUUGGAUUGAGGAAUCGCCAAUGCAGUCGUUGGCUUGGGGAAGGCGAUCGUUAGCCCCGACGGGGUACAUCCAGGAAGAUCCGCUGGGGCUGUCUAUCGAAGGGAAUGAUAAGAAGUUUCCGGAAGAUUUGCGAGAUAUUUUUCCGGAGGGGUCCGGGGAUUUGUCGCAGGAGAACUUUCUUCCGGGGUGGUUUCUGUUGGAGAACCAUCAUGCUACGUCGUUUGAGGAUCUGAAAGCUGGGUUGUCGUAUCUGAGACGCCGGGUGGAAAGCCAGAAGGAGGGGCAGCUGUCCUUUCUGAAGUCCAAUGCCGGAUCGGUGAUGGACCAGUUGGACACGUUGAUGGCACUGCGUGAUCGAGUAACGCAGGAUAGCAAACUGCACGGAAAGGAUCAGGUGAAGGAUUUGGAGAAAGCGAUCACAAACUCAAUCGAUGCUUCGCAGGAGUUGUUCAAGGAUGUGCUGGCCAGGAAGGAGAAGGCCGAUGCUACUAGGGCGGCGCUGUCCGCUUUGUCCCGGCACAAGUUUUUGUUCUGCUUGCCGAACUCGGUGGAGAAAAGCGCCGCCAAGAACGAGUUUGACAUCGUGGUCAAUGAUUACGCUAGGGUGAAGAACCUGUUUGGGAAGACGGAAGUUCCGAUAUUCAUGAAAGUCCUUGAGGAGGUGGAUAUGAAGAUCCUCAACAUACGGCAGCAGCUGCAUAGCAAAGUUAAGGAGAUGCCGCAAGGCGUUGAGCAGCAAAAGAAGUUGGUCAAAGCGUUGAUAAGUUUGGAAGCUCAACAAGCGGGGACCAGCGUUGCUAGCAUGUUGGUAAUUGCUGAUCCAGCCUGGGACGCUAUUGAAUCGCGAGCCAAGUAUCUUGAGGACACGUUCCUGAAAACGUACGAGCAGUAUACCCAUAAAGAAACCAAUCCGACAGAACCAAAAUCACGGGCGGAUCCAAAUGCCACACCCAAUCGGGUGCAGUUCUGUGAGGAAAUGACCGAAAUUGCGGCAAGCCAGUUGCCAGAUUUAUGGCGUCUCGGUCAGGCCUAUUUUACGGGAGAGCUAAGGGGAGCAGGUCAACCAAAGCCGGGCAACUUCAAGCGAAUCAUCUUGACAGUGAUUGAGCAGUUUUGUGUGUACUUGAAGGCGGCCCUGCUCCCUUCCGGGAACCAGCGGUCACUUCUUGCCGGAAGCAUGAAAGGGUUACCAACCUGGCCUGCCACUAGUCUUUCGUUGAACUAUCUGAUCACUUGGUUGCCGCAUUGCCUGCGCUAUGUGAGGGUCUCCUACGCCACCCUAAUCCGGCUGGAUUUGCCUGGUGAAGCGCUGGAUAUUGUGUCCAAGUUUAUCGAUGAACUACGUCUAUACUGUCUCUCGACGAUUCUGAAGAAGGCAAACGAGAAGGUAAAGAAGCUGCACGAGAAGGAAUUGUGGGAGUUCGCUGUGCCGGAUUUUGCCGGGGCAACGGCAUUGCCUUCCAAGCUGGAGGAGAUCCUGACUGAGGCCAUCGAGGACGCCCAAACGCUCUGUCUCACACCGGAAGUGCGUGAAACAUCUCUGCUGGAACCCCACUCGGACGGCCAACGGGAAAUGUCCAAGCGCUUCCAAGAGAUCUUGGGCACGUUCUGUGGAGUGAUCGAAACGUUAGCCCUGCAAAGGUCCGACGAAGAUCCCCAACAGGCACCGAUGCUAUCGCAGUUGAUAGGCUUUCCGGCGGCGCUCCUGCAGCAGCAGAUGUCCGGAGAUAAAAGCUGGGGAUCGAGCAUCACCUGGGAACAACGGCUGCUGUGCUGUCUGUCCAACUGCAUUUACUGCAAUAAGAUAUUUUUCCCUAAACUGGGCGGAAUGUUCACCAAACACAACUACCCGGUUCCGACGAUUGCCAUCGAAAACUCCCGCUCCACGGUGAACACCCUGUUCAGCAGCCUGCUGGACAUGUACGUGGAGCACAAGAGCGACCCGCUCGUCGGCACCAUCGAACCUUCCAUGUACAUCGGACGCUUCCAGUGGGACCAGGUUGGCGCCUCGGACAAGCUGAGCCCGUACGCGCACGAAUGCUGCGACAAUUUGGUAUCCGUCUACUCGGAGAUCUUCUCCAUCUCGCCGGUGCUGUUGAGGCCAGUGCUGCAGCCGAUCGUGCAAACCGUAGCCGAAGAACUGGCCCGGCUAAUGACCUGUGUUCAGAAGUUUAACGUCAACGGAGCGCUACAAGCCAAGGUCGACAUCCAUGUGAUACGUGAUGCGGCCAGGGUUUACAGUAACGAAACGGCGAAAUCCUUUUUCGUCGAGGCUCUGGAAGCCAUUCCACCAGUCCCGGACAGUGAGGAACAAAUUCAGCAAACCGUUCAACAGAUUAAGAACAAUAUGCGCUUGCAGCUGAUGUGCCUCCAGGUGGUGGAUCCUUGACACGAUGCGAUCAACUUUAGAACGAUGUAUUCUAAGGUAAGAAAGUGACUUCUCAUUGGGAAUAGUCGGCGUUCUUGGGCAGACAAUGCUGAACUUGACAUAUACCUAGUAAUGAACAAUAGUAUUUAGUUAUGAAAUCCGAUAUAAACACUACAACAAGGCUUAUACAAUUUAUGCAUGAUAACAGAGUUAAGGCACACACGCCUAAAUAUUCCAUUAAAUGGCACAGAGUUAUAUUUAAAACGAAGAAG